Apis florea (little honeybee) is the source of this 2528-nucleotide messenger RNA. Its product is annotated as cilia- and flagella-associated protein 251. NCBI's taxonomy places the organism in Eukaryota, Metazoa, Arthropoda, Insecta, Hymenoptera, Apidae. The record is from RefSeq and is a predicted model, not a curated record. Gene Ontology annotation, cellular component: motile cilium. Gene Ontology annotation, molecular function: protein binding.
GGACGAGGAAAAAGAAGGAAUGGAAGAUAUUUAUUCGGAAAUCACGUUAGGUGUCCCUGUUUGCAAUAAGAAAAAAAAAGAAUUUGCAGAAAAUUUAAAAUCGAAAUAUUAUGGAAUGAUCGAUAAAAUUCCAUCGACGUUGACCGUGAACUUGGAAAUAUUACCCAAGAGAUAUUAUGAUAAACCUCCAAGAAAGCCUAUCGUAGCCACCGAAGCCACUGUACGAGGUGCUCCUUUCCAUUUCAAUAAUUUCUUUAUCAGUUGUUUGAGCGGAACAGUUGCAUUAAUAGAAAUUCCAACGUUCAAAUGCCGAUUUAUUUUUCGGCAUACAAAAGUUGCGAUCUUAAGCUUGGACGCACAUCCUCGAUGAUUUUCGUCCACUGAUGGACGAGCAAGUAAAAAGUGGACACAUAAUUUACAUCACGUGUCCAUUCAGCCACGAGACACUGAUUGGCGUUACAGCGCUAAAAUAUUCCCAAAUAGGUGACAUGCUCGCGUGUGGUCUUGAAAAUGGAUCGCUUUGGAUAUUGCAUCCAAUCACUUUGGAACCCAUUGAUAAAAAUCCUUACAAACAUUCCAUGCAGUCAAUUCAUAAAUUGGCUUUCUCAGACUGUGGAGAAUAUCUGGCUUAUGCAGAUAACACAUUGGCGGUAGCAGUAUUUAAGAAGAAUCAUAAGAGAAGCAAAGACGAUGAUAAUGUGUGGAACUUUAUUGGAAAAUAUCGUUCGCACAAUGCAGAAAUAAAAAACGUACUUUUCGGUCCAGCCACUAUAGAAAGUGUUGUAUAUCGAUUAUUUUCAAUAGCAGAAGACAAAACUUUAAUUGAAUACAAUCUUAAAAAUAGCGGUCCAUAUCCUGAUCCAGGCUUAAAAAUACUUGAUGUUUAUAAAAUCGAAAAUGAUGCUAUACCUUUAUGCCUCGAAUGGUAUCCACAAUUUGGCAUUGAAGGAUUUCUGGUGUAUUCCACCUCCGAGUAUAAAUUUAGAUUGCUAAACGAUAUGACGAAAUUGACUCGAGGAACGUUUUUGGGACCCCUUUAUAGUUCACCAGUUAAACAGAUCAAGGUACUGUCUAGUAAAGACCUCAAAGCUCUUAGAUACAUGGUAUUUGCAACUGAUAAAGAAAUAGGUCUUCAGAUACUUCCCUUUGAUGGAAAUCCUUACAAGACUCUAGGAAUGAUUGGACAUCCGCAUAAGAUCACACAUAUAUGCGUUAAUAAUAAUGGAAACCUUUUGUUCACUUCUGGUUACAAUGAUCCGUCUAUAUUAAUAUGGAAAAUAAAAUACAAGUCUGUUGAUGUGUUAUCACAUCUAGGAGGCAAAGGUCUCUCGCCAUAUUACUGUUUGAUAGAAGGUGGUAAAAAUGGUUGGCUUAUCAAAGAGAUACAAGACCUGUUUUAUUACUCUCAAAUUUUGCAUCAAGGGGAGAAUAUAACGAGCACCAGGAUAAUAUCCGACAAGGUGAACAUCACCGAAUUACCAAACCUUAUGCGCUCUAUUGGAUAUUAUCCAAGUAACGAGGAGAUAGAACUUUUUAUGGGGGAGGUCGCGUAUAGAGAUUACGCGGAGACCGGCAAUUUAGUGGACAAUAUUAAUUUUGAAGAUUUCGUGAAACUUUAUAUAAAUCAUCGUCCAUGCUUUGGGAUUUCUAAUCAUAAUAUAUUAGAAGCUUUCAAAAUAUUUUCAAAUCAAUUGGAUGAAGAGGAUCCAUUCUUAACUCGUGAAGAAUUCAUGAGGUUGUUGCUUGGUCACAUUCCUCAUACGGUUAUAAAAAAGGACGAGAUGCCUUUUGGAGAACCAUUAACAGUUCAAGAAGCAUUUACAUAUAUGAAGUUUCUUAUUGGAUUUGAAGGAACUUUUGAUGCGAUAAAUGACAAAUCAUUAAUGUCCAUUGAUUUUACGUUCUUGCCAGAGACGAUAUCUUACAAAUAUUUCAUCACGGACAUCUUGGGUAUUGAAUUUCCGGAGGAAACGAGGGCUGACGAUGAUUAAUUAAUCUGUAUUUUGCAUUGCUGGCACAUUAACAUUAAUUAUCAUUACCAUACUAAUAUUAUUACCAUUAUAAUGUAACGCGAGUUCUAUUAAACAUGUACGAACACCAACGUAUUUAUCCAUGUUUUUUAAAAUGUUGAAUAAGAAAAAAAAAAAAAAAAAAAAAAAAAAAUAACAAACCAACAAUUUUCCAGCGACAAAAUUAGCUCGACUUUAAUUAAAUUUUGUCCAACGAUUCAUUCCCCUUGUAUUCUUGCUUCAAAGAUUCAAUUUACGACUAAUUUGAGUGAGUUUCAGCCAAUUUCGUGUGUCGAAUAAAAUAAUUUUGAUAUAAUUAAUUAAUAAAUAUGAUAGCUCGAUAGUCGAAACAGACAAGUUAUCAAAAUUUCUCGAUCGAUAAAUCUAAAUCAUUAAAAGUGAAAUUUUUUUUUCGCUCGUAUUCCAUUGCACACUUAUAUUUCAUCGGCAUCUCGAUAAAUUAAAAUAUUAUAUCGAAAUUGAAAAAAAAAAAGGAUUAGCGCUCGAUACAUAUACCGU